AUGUCAGGAGGCGAUCAAAAUGAGUCCGCUCGUCCAUCAGCGUUUCUACCGUCUCAGACUGCGAGGGAAAGGCGUGCAAAGAGACGACGUCCGAAUACGCCACCCGACACGCAAAGUGGUAGAUCAGUCAUCGACUGGUCUCCGAGCCCUCCCUUACUUUCGAGGCGGGCAACAAUAGAAUUAUUCUUGAAUCCCGUUGCGUCGCGCCGGAAUCUUGAUGUUGCUCGAGGCCCGGCGGCUGCUAGUACCCUGGGGUUGCUAUCUCGACCAGAGCUCAUCCGCGCCAAAGUUACUGAAGCAAUAGAGUCUUUUUCGCCCGAACAAGACCAAGGCGAGUACACAGCUCGGCACCCGCUCGUUUGUCGCGUGCGCAGUCUUAUCCGUGCCCGGACAGUAGGAUGUGCGCUUUGUGCUUUUUAUGAACGGGGUCCGAUUGUCGAUACACAUAAGCUCAAGCACUGUUCACAUCAUGACGAGGCCAGCGAAGUACACCCUUGGCUAGAGAUGUUUCGACGUUACAAGGCGCAGGGCGGUGGAAUGGGAGCUCGAUGCUCUGAUUGUCGAUUCCCGAGCGUGCUAUGCUGGCGAAUAGUAUACCGCGAGGAAAUGGAUUUAAAAUAUGGGAGCGAAAAAGAAGCACGCGAAAAAGGUACAUGGUACCAGGAACCCCAAUGCACCUGGGUCAAAGUGAUGCAGCGGUUCGUAGCAUCAUGUAUGGUGGUUCAUGGGCGCGAGUAUGGCGGCGGUGUGAGCCGACUAGGCAGUACAGUCUUGGACAUGAUGGGUUGGAAAGACUGGAGAGGUUUGGAAGGAGAUGGACCAGAGCACAUUCAAAAAUGGCUGGAGGAGAUGGACGAGAUGAGAGGGUUGCGAUGUCCAAGGCUGCUUAUACUAUUUUGGCUACUGGCUGAGUCCAUAUAG
This is a messenger RNA of Fusarium mangiferae, 921 nucleotides long. RefSeq lists its product as uncharacterized. Bases 1 to 921 code for a protein of 306 amino acids. The record is from RefSeq and is a predicted model, not a curated record. The transcript has a single exon. Lineage: Eukaryota; Fungi; Ascomycota; Sordariomycetes; Hypocreales; Nectriaceae.